Messenger RNA from Camellia sinensis, 1363 nucleotides. RefSeq names its product polygalacturonase inhibitor. The record is from RefSeq and is a predicted model, not a curated record. Gene Ontology annotation, molecular function: protein binding. Lineage: Eukaryota; Viridiplantae; Streptophyta; Magnoliopsida; Ericales; Theaceae.
AACCUCCUCCACAAGGCCACCAUCCCAGUGGUAUACUAAACAAGCUCAUUGUUAUGAGGAAUAUCCAGCCAUUGAUUCAUGUCACGAGUCAUGACUAUAGCAAAUUGGAAUCACUAUAAAUAGAAACCGCUCUGCAUGCUUCAUCUUUCAUAACAACAAACCAAAAAAAAACACAAGCCGACACAAAAUGAAGAUGACUCUCUUCUCAGUUCUGUCCCUCUCUCUCCUCGUCUUUGUCUCUCUACCAUCUCCAUCUCUCUCCGAACCCGAAAUCUGCAAUUCCGAAGACAAAAAAGUCCUCCUGAAAAUCAAAGCAGCCCUAAACAAUCCCUACCUCUUGGCCUCAUGGAACCCAGAAACUAAUUGCUGUGAUUGGUACUUAGUGAAGUGUGAUGAAAUCACCAGUCGUAUCAUUUCCCUCAAUAUCUUUGGCGGUAACAUCUCCGGUCGAAUCCCGCCAGCUGUCGGUGACCUCCCAUACCUCCAAACCUUAAUCUUCCGCAAACUUACCAACCUUACCGGUUCAAUCCCUUCUGCCAUUUCCAAACUCAAACACCUCAAAUGGAUAAGAUUGAGCUGGACCAACCUCUCUGGUCCUGUUCCUUCAUUCUUUACUGAGCUUAAAAACCUAACCUACCUUGACCUGUCCUUCAAUGACCUCACCGGUUCAAUCCCUCCCGAGCUAGCCCAACUCACCAACCUCGCUGCCAUUCACUUAGACAGGAACAAGCUCACCGGAACCAUACCCGAAUCCUUCGGAAAGUUCACCGGAUCAGUCCCAGACCUCUAUCUCUCUCACAACCAACUCACCGGACCAGUACCAAAAUCUUUGGGUAAUUUGGACUUUACAAGACUUGAUCUUUCACGUAACCAGCUUUCGGGUGAUUUGUCAUUCAUCUUCGGAUCCAACAAAACCAUGCAGGUAGUUGACUUCUCCAGAAACAUGUUCGAGUUUGAUCUCAGCAACGUGGUUUUUCCAGCGAGUUUGAUAUGGUUGGAUUUGAACCAUAACAAAGUCUUUGGGAGUCUGCCUGCGGGUUUGACGGCGGUGGAUUUACAAUUCUUUAAUGUUAGUUACAAUAGGCUGUGUGGUCCGAUUCCCACCGGUGGGAAGUUGCGGAGCUUUGAUCUCACGUCGUAUUUCCACAACCGGUGCUUGUGUGGCGCUCCAUUGCCAGCCUGCUAGUAGCUUCACCAAGUCAAGUUUUAAAUUUCAAGUUUAAAGUCAACAUUGUAAGAGUGAGUCUCAUAUCUUGUGAGCCACAUCAUUUGUAAGAUAUCUACGUCUUAUUUUGUGUUUCAUCUUAUGUGUCUCUACACUUAUUGUUGUAAUAAUAACAACAAUGUUAGGUAUCAUGAAAAA